Messenger RNA from Psammomys obesus (fat sand rat), 2358 nucleotides. It is a transcript of the gene Tug1, whose product is annotated as taurine up-regulated 1. NCBI's taxonomy places the organism in Eukaryota, Metazoa, Chordata, Mammalia, Rodentia, Muridae. The record is from RefSeq and is a predicted model, not a curated record. The coding region runs from base 1 to 726 and encodes 241 amino acids. The transcript is spliced from 2 exons.
AUGUGCCGCCUUCUCCGCCGCCGCCGCCCGCGCGACCCGCGCCGCGCCUCGACAGGCGAUGACGGGGCGGGCGCCACGGGACUCGGCGUCGGGGACUUGUCCUGCCUGCGGCACACGCCGCCGCCGCCACGGCCGCCUCGGCCACCGCUUUGUCUCCGUCAGCGCACGCAGCGCGGGUCACCUCGCUCCCUGCCGACGGCCUGUACCUCCGAGGCCUCCGCCGCGCCGCCGGCCAAUCACGGCGCCGCUGCUCUUCCCGCCCCCGCGCCGGGGCUCCGCCUCCUGAUUGAAGCCCUGGCGCGCCCUCCCCCCCUCCCCGGUCUGGUAGGGCGAAGGAGCGGGCGUGCGGUCGAUCGAGCGAUCGGUUGGCGGCUCUUUCUCCUGCUCUGGCAUCCAGCUCUUGGGGCGCAGGCCCGGCCGCCGCGGCGCGCGCCCGGUGGCCGUUGGCGCUCGCGCCGCGUCUUUCUUCUCGUACGCAGAACUCGGGCGGCGGCCUAUGCUUUUGCGAUUCGACGAGGAGUCGUCCGGGUGGUCGGCGGCGGCGGGCAGCUGCUCCGCCCCGCUCCCGGGGAGGCGGCGGGGGAGGCUGGGGGGGCCGGGGCCGGCCUGGAGGCCUGGCGCCACCCUUCAGGGCCUGCUAGGACCCAGUUGGAGGGACAGGAGGGGGCCGGAGGAUGGCUGGUGGUGGGCUUUCUCCUUUGCCUUUUCCUACUCAUGCCGCCUUAGUGGGGGCCGGGAGCUCUGGCGGCAGCUCCGGGGUGGGGAUUCGAGCUCCGGAGUCGGAAGAUCUGGGUUUGCUUCCGGGCCUAGCCACCCGCUGGUCGAGUGACCUUAGGCAAGUCACUCUGUAAUUUGUCUGCGCCUCAGUUUCCUCCUCUGCCUAUCAGUGUGUGUAUGGAAUUGAAAGCGCUUUACGGAAGCGUCGGUUUACAUAAAAGGUGAUUAUUGUUUUUGUUUUUCUUUUGAGUUGCAAGAAGACUUAGCAAUUGCUCAUUCCCUGAAAUUAAAUCCGGGAGCCUCUUAUUGGAGAUCGGAAGGCUCCCUGAAUUUGUGUACAGAAACACGUUGGGGGAAUGUAUUCUAGGGCAGUGAGCGGAUCCUUCCUCCCAUAGCAAGUUUUCAAAGGGAGCUAUGACCCAGAACAGUUUUUGCCACCGGGAGGAGACUGAGGCCUACAUGUCAUUUGGGACCCCUCACAACCAAUAUGAAGCCCCCGUUUGAGUCCCUGGUAUAUGUGAGCUGCUUCUUAACGCAUAAUGACUUCACUGCUUGGCUUUCAUUCUAAGACCUUUCCUCUCACCGUAGGGUGCCUGAAGGGUGGCUGAUGCGUAUGGUACAAUGACACCCACUAUAAAGCAGCUACAGUAGAAGUGAAUGUGUUCAAUAGAAUCAAGAAGUGUAAUCUUUGGCCCAGCGAUUGUUUUCUGCUGCUCGUCCUGGUGCCUGACUACUUUUCGUUCAUUGACCAUUUUCAAUGACCAUGAUUGACACCUAUCAUUUGCUCCUAUUUUGUAUCCCUGGUUUGUCUGGUUGAUAGUGAACAGGCUAAUUUUUAAAUGGUGCUGCCAAACCCAGCUAAUGGUGCACGUGAAUUUUUAGCAAGCGGGCUCCUUGGAACAGAUUGAACCAGGCGUUGGAUUCCUGAAGAUGGUUGGGGUUGGUUUUGGUUUUGGUUUGGUUGGAUUGGUUUUUAUUAUUAAUUGAAGGUUAACAUUCUCUGAAAAGUUUUGUUGGGCUCUGGCUAAACCACAAAAUCAGUAUAUUUGGAAAUAAUUUGAAGCUUAACUUUUUCCUGGCCAGCCUUGUAUUCUAGUUGCUUGCAAGUGUGAGACUUAAGUGGCCAAAAUGCCAUUUUGUUUGUUUGUUAAUUGUCAGCUGCUUUUAUCAAAUUCCAGGCCAUUAUCCAGCAAACACUAUAAAAAUGUUUGAACAGUUGGAUUUCAAACAUUUUCGUUUUGUGGAGUGGUGCUUAUCAAGUGGUACAGCUCUUUAAGCAAGUGAACACAAACAUAUUUAAGUGUAUUUUGUAUGAUUAGAUGUUACCAAUUCUGAUAUUUUAUUCAAAUGUCUAAAAUAAGUUGACUAUUCCCUUUACCAAAGGGCCAGAGACAAAUGAUUUUCUUUCAAAAGAAAUGACUGUUUUGGAGAAAAAUGUGUUGGUCUUAGCUCUUUUGUAAUUAAUCUGGAUGUACCUCAAAAGACUCUUUUAAGACUGUGAUUUUAAAAGGCUUUCGUCUGGAGAAAGAAAAGAAUAUCAACUGGAACUUAAAAGCUUGAAAUUCUGUGACAGAACAUGGAUGUCCAGGAUUGGAGGUUCACGAAGUGUUUGCAGUAGUUGGAGCAGAUACAGCUUUUCAG